GCUGUAAUAAAGUGGGGCUCCAUUGGGAACCGCCAAAAUAAUAUCUGGUGAUGGGCGAGCACUCCAUGCAGCAACUGCAACCUCCCACCCGACGCGUCAAUAGGUACCUUACCUAAACCCACCACCGAACAGAGUCGCCGGGUCGCUCUCUUCACCACGCCGCUCCGCCAUCAUCGUUCACAAAUGUAAUGACGACGACGACCCGACAGCCCCUCAUGGAGACCACCGAUAAUACUGCGACGAGCUCGCCCACUCCCACUUCAACUGCGCGCCGCAGUGGACGCGUCACGAAAGCCCCCGCCAAGUUUACCCCCGAACCGACUUCGCUCAGUAAGCGCAAGCGUGCGUCGGAACAUGACGACGGCGAGGACGGCGAAAAUGAAUCGCCCGAAGACGAAGAGGACCCUAAUGAAGACGACGAUCCCGACGCCAGUGAAGUUGAGCAGGAGCGCCAGCGGUCCAGGAAGAGGAAACCGUCAUCCCAGUCGACAAAGGCCAAGAAACCGGCUUUGAAAAAGCCAAAGAUCAAUGGAGAUGCGCCAUCGCGUCCCCAAAUACCAGCAGAACCGACUGCGUCCGCGCCCGCGCUGGCACUGAACAACCUUGCCAGCCUUCCUAGUAGGCCCAAGAAGUCUGCUCGAGUUGCAAUCGCCCAACCUGAGGGAGAGGGCCUCUACACCGAUAUUUUUAGGUCCGACGACCGACCCAACGAAGUUGCGACCCGGUGGUAUCACAAAUACCAGGCUGACCACGCCGAAGCCCUUACCGACCUCGUCAACUGCAUCCUCUUGUCUGCCGGAUGCGACCAGCGAGUGACGGAGGAUGAUAUCAGAGACCCUGAUAACUGCCAAAACCGGUUGGCGGAUCUACAAAAUGUUUAUGCCGAGGAGGGCAUUACGGAUUACCCCUUGAUUUCACGGGCCAGAACAACUAGGUCGUUCCGCGAUCUUCUAGUCGGCUUUUUCAGAUCCCUGGUGGAUGUUUUGCAUGAAACAGAUGCCCUGUACAAGGAUGUACAGAUACUGGAGAACAUUUCCAGAUGGGUGGCAUCCAUGUCCUCUUCGACGCUUCGCCCAUUCAGACAUACAGCCACCACCAUUGCGCUUGCUAUUCAAACGGCACUUGUCAAGGCGGCGGGGAUCUUGGAUGGGCGUAUCAGCAAUUACAUGCAGCAGCUCGAGAAGACGAAGGGCAAAGGAUCCAAGAAUGCCGGCCUUGUCGAAUCUAUACAACAAAACCUCACAGACGCCGAACACUAUCGUGAUGUUUGCAAGGAUCAGAUCCAGGACAUUUUCGACACGGUCUUCGUUCACCGAUACCGCGAUAUCGAUGCCAAAAUACGGACCGAGUGUGUUGAGGCGCUCGGCAACUGGAUUUGGAUGCUCCCCACGGUGUUCAUGGAGCCCGAGUAUCUUCGAUACCUCGGCUGGAUGCUUUCCGACGUGAUGCCACAAACAAGACACGAGGUCCUCAAGCAGCUGGGAAGGAUAUUCAAGAACCAUGCCGAAAAGCUCGGUCAUUUCAUUGAUCGGUUCCGGCCACGACUGGUCGAGAUGGCCACCAAGGAUUCCGAUGUCAACGUACGCGUAGUAGCCAUCAGCAACAUCCAGAUUUUGAAGGAUUCUGGCAAUCUCGAACCGGACGAGAUCGACUCUAUCGGGCGUCUGAUUUUUGACCCUGAACUGCGCAUUCGCAAAGCUGUCCUUGACUUCUUUGCUGGGUGCGUGAAUGAUUCCAUCGAGAACAAGGUGGAAGAAAUCGGAGGCGAGGACGCCAUCGACGAGUUGUUCCAGGACCAGGAUGAGGAGGACUUCAGCUCGCCACGGAGCGAUUGGGUCAGUAUCAAGUGCCUCGCUGAGCUCCUCGCUGCCUACGACACACAAAUUGAAGAGGAGAACCCCGUUGAGCCUCCGCGUAGUCUCGAUAUCGCAGUCGAUGCGAUUCCAGCUGUCGCCCCCGAGACCAGAAUCUCGCUGGCUGGACACGUCUUAUAUGAGAAGAUUGACCAGCUGAAGAACUGGGAGCUGCUAUCCGGCUAUCUCCUGUACGACCACUCCUCUAGCGCAAGCUCAAAAUCUGCGUCAAAGGGGGGUUCUGUUGAGACAGCCCUGCGGAGAGCAGUCGCGCCUGAGGGCAGGGAAGAAGCUAUACUGCUGGAGGUCCUCGCUUCUGCCGUGCGGUCGAGCCUUGCAGCUCCUGCUGAGCUUGAGAAGAGCAAAAAGCACUUGCGAGCAGAAGGUAUCCAUCUCAUCGGCCCGGAAGAGGCUGCUCGUAAGCUGGCUUCCAUCAUUCCCCAGCUUCUAAGCAAGUACGGGGCGGAAGCCCGCACGGCCGUUACCGUGCUACGACUAGAACACUCCCUGGAUCUCAACGUUUACCAGCAACUCGGCCAAGAUUCGACCACGUACGACAGGCUAUUAAACGGAAUUUGCACCCAGUUCGACAGGCAUAUCGAUAGAGGUGUGCUGGCAGAGACAACCACGGCACUGUUACAUGGAAGAAAGUACCCCGCGUUGGAGGAGACGAUAGAUGAGAAGGUGUCAGAGCUGUGGGAUAAGACCAUCAACAAGCUCCGGCAGUUCGACAAGUCUAGCGAGCUGGGUAUUCGUCGUAACCUUGAGGAGCCUGCCAUUAUUGAACUUGGCAACAUCCUUCUGAAGACCAGCAAACUCGUUACACUUAAGGACUGUAUCGAGGUGCUGGAGGCAGACGGCCAGGUGGAGGGCUCCGAGUCUCCAGCUAUCGAGAUUCUUAUCCGUAUUGUUAUGCGUGGCAAGCUCGACCAGGUUGACGAGAACUUGGAUGACCCUGAAGAUGAAGCAGUUUCUUACGCCGUCAAGACCUGCCUCUUCUACUUCAUGUGGAAGGCUCGUGCCCUGAGAGACGCGGUCAACGAGCAGAGGCCUAAUCCCGCCCUUCAGAUCGAACGUCUCAAUACCCUGCGCCAGUCCUUCGUCAGGAACCUCGUGUGGACACUUUCCUCGCGUGGAACCAACGAUGACCUGCGCCUCUUUUCCACCGGUGCCCUCUGUGACUUGCACGUCGCCUUUGCCUCGGUCCGACGUGUUAUCGAGCGCAACGCCGCUGAGGGAUCCGCCGUCGACUACUCGCUGAUCAACCCGCUCCUGGACCCCAUCGACCCCGGACUCACGCGCGAGCUAAUCGAAAUCUUCACCGCCGCCGAGCGCGCUUACGCCCGCUGCAUCAACAGGCAACUGAACAACCCAGGCGAAGACGAGGGGCCCAUCGGGCACUUCUCCUCGGACGAGGAGGAUGACGAAGACGAAGACGACAGCGAUCUCACGCCCGUGCAGAAGAAAAGGAAGGAACUCAAGGCGGAACGGGUUCUCUGCGAGCUCACGGGCAAGAUGGUGCUCGCCAUCGUGGCCAAGGUGCUCGACCAGGGCGGCUCGGGACAGGGUGCGGCCGGCAAGAUCAAGAAGCGGAUGGUCAGGAACCAAAACAAGCUUGGUCACAACUUCAAGGAGACGCUGGCGUAUCUCGUGGAUGAAGGCCGAGCGGCGAGGGUAAGGGAGGCGGCUGCUAAAGCGGCUGGCAAGAAGAAGAGACCGGCUGCUACCGCGCCUGGCUCAAGGGCUCGAAACAGCAGACCUGCGGCUGCUGGAAACGCUGGUGCUGCGGCGGCUGGGAAGAAGCAGGCACUCAGUGCGGAGAUCAUUGCUGCGGAGGAUGAUGAUUCAGAGCUGUCGGAUAUUGAAAUCGAGGAGGAGGAGCCUGAGGCCGUUCCCGAGCCUGAAGAGGAGAGAACCGAGUUGGCUGAUGAUCCUAUUGAGGAUAACGAUGAGGAUGUAGGCGGAGACGGAGAUGGCAAGAGUAAGAAGGACGAUGAUGGUGACGAAGACAUGGAUGAUGAGUAAAUAUCUGCUUGGGGGCAGUUAUGUAACCACACCACAGGGUGACGGUUUCAUGGAUGGGAAGAGAGACAAGAUGCGACUCGGACACUGUUUAUUUAAAUGAUUGGGCGGCAGGCAUGCAGGCAGGCUUUUUACUUGAGGACUCGGAUUUCAAUUGUUUCGUUCAUUCAUCGUGUUCUCUCUCGGUUCUUAAAGUCGCUAUUAUAAUGGAUUCGAAAAGCAGUUACGGUGGUCAUGAGUUCAUACCUAGGCACAUAGGGCGUGACUUUUGCCGGCUUCUUUUAAGUCGUACAGCACAGCUCAUUGCGAUAAAGUGUAGUGGUGCAAUAGUCUUAUCGACCAAUAUGGAUCAGCAAAUAGGUAUCAUCCAAUUCAUACACAUAUCUUGGUACCAAACAUC
Molecule: messenger RNA, 4275 nt
Organism: Neurospora tetraspora
Lineage: Eukaryota; Fungi; Ascomycota; Sordariomycetes; Sordariales; Sordariaceae
Exons: 3
Coding region: 189-3878 (1229 amino acids)
Biological process (GO): sister chromatid cohesion
Cellular component (GO): nucleus; chromatin; cohesin complex
Molecular function (GO): chromatin binding
Source: RefSeq, a predicted model, not a curated record